Grammomys surdaster is the source of this 2960-nucleotide messenger RNA. RefSeq names its product zinc finger protein 672 (gene Znf672). The transcript has 3 exons. The record is from RefSeq and is a predicted model, not a curated record. Gene Ontology annotation, biological process: negative regulation of transcription by RNA polymerase II; regulation of immune system process; regulation of cytokine production. Bases 550 to 1959 code for a protein of 469 amino acids. NCBI's taxonomy places the organism in Eukaryota, Metazoa, Chordata, Mammalia, Rodentia, Muridae.
CGCUGAGCCCGGCGCUGUCCGCAACGCAUUGAGGUGAAUGCGGCUCGGAGCGGCCCUCCGACGACUGGUUUCUGCCCCAGGCAUGGACCUAUUUGCUCAUGUAAUGGGGUGAGGUAAGGAAGAGAUGUGAAAAAGCCACGCAGCAAGCUUGCACCCUACACUCAUGUCUGUUAUAGGAAGAAAUGGAAUCUUAUUUUGUUUGCCUUUUAUAUGUACAUACUUGUGUGUUUGGGUUACUUUCCUUGGGCAAAUUCCUUGGGAAGCACUGGCCUAGGAGAGGGUGAGCACCCAGAAGCAUGGGCUGAGAGAUGCCAGCCUCCCAAGACCUCAGACAAAGUUGUUGCAGCCAGUGCUGAAUUCGGGGUGACCUCCCUGCAGGGAUCACAAUAAUGAGCCCAGCUGUAGCCUGCCUUUUGAACAGCCAGGACAUAUGCUCUUGAAAGAAGAAACCCAGGAAUCUGAAGAGUAGUUUUCAAGGCCACAGCCUUUCCCCUUUGCUACUUUCCAGGCUUUAAAACUACAAAUUAUUGACUGGGAAAGGCAGACAUCAUGUUCACAGCACCUGGCAUGGCUGCGUCCCGGGAAAGACCUUAUUCCUGCAGUGUGUGUAGCAAGAGCUUUCAGUAUAGUGCAGUGCUGCUGCGGCACGAACGUGCCCAUGGUGGCGACAAGCGUUUCCGCUGUCUAGAGUGUGGUGAACGCUGUGCUCGAGCAGCAGACCUACGUAUGCACAGGUGGACCCAUGCUGGCCAGACCCUCUAUAUCUGCAGCGAGUGUGGCCAGAGCUUCAGUCGUAGUGGCCUGCUGGAUCUGCACCUGGGAACGCACCGAAGGCGUAGCCACACCUACCCUUGCCGCCUCUGUGGCCGUCGCUUCCCUCAUGUCCCUGCGCUGCUGCUGCAUCGGGUUCGCCAGCACCCACCUGAGAAGCCCCACCGUUGCCCUCUGUGUGCCCGCUCUUUUCGGCAGAGUGCUCUUCCUUUCCACCUUGCACGGGCACACCCCCCUGAGACUACCACUGCCACCGCCCCUUCCCCCAGCACGCUCUACCACUGUACACAGUGCCCACGGGCCUUCCAUAGCAGUGCUGGGCUGCGGAACCAUUCCCGCAUCCAUGUGGUCCCCAGCCUCGGUGACCCUGGCACUGAGGCCCAUCGAUGUGGCGUAUGUGGUAAGAGCUUCAGCAAGAGUUCCACACUCACACGACACCUCCAGAGGCACUCUGGGGAAAAGCCUUUCAAGUGCCCUGAAUGUGGUAAGGGCUUCUUGGAAAGUGCCACACUCGUGAGGCACCAGCGAACACACACUGGGGAGAAGCCAUAUGCCUGUGGUGACUGCGGACGCUGUUUCAGCGAGAGCUCCACAUUGCUGCGUCACCAGCGCAGCCACCAGGGUGAAAGGCCGCACGUGUGUGCCACUUGUGGCAAGGGCUUUGGACAGCGGUAUGAUCUUGUAGUGCACCAGCGUAGCCACACAGGGGAGAGGCCUUUCCCGUGCCCUGAGUGUGGCCGGGGCUUCACAGACCGCUCGGACCUCACCAAACACCUGCGCACACACACAGGGGAAAAGCCCUACCACUGUGAGCUGUGUGGCAAGCGAUUCACCUGCAUUUCCAACCUCAAUGUACAUUUGCGCAACCAUGCAGGCCAUAAACCACACAAGUGCCCAGAGUGCGGCAAGUCCUUCAGUGUUGCCUCCAAGCUUGCACUGCACAGAAAGACACACCUAGGUGAGCGGACAGCGGAGUGCACAGAGUGUGGCAAAUUCUUUAGCCAUGGCCGGUCACUAUCACAGCACCAGCGGUCCCACAGAAGGGCUCGAGCAGCUGCAAUGGCAGCCACCACUACCACCACCACUGUAGUCACUGAAGUGACAAUAGGUCCUACUCUCACUCUCACAGGGCCAACAGAACAGGAGAAAUCAGGGCUCUUAGUAUCCCCAUUUCAGGAAACUUGCUAAGAGGGCUCCAGGAAGUGGCUGGGUGAACACACAUUCAGUCCCAAAGAAAAUCUCAGAUGGUUUGGGAAGCCAGACCUGCUAUUGUAACAUUGUUGCUAGCUUUGUCUCUAAAUGGAAAUCCCCACCAGUUCUUCUAUCAUCCAUCCUUGUAUUCCCCAACUCUUGAGUACUAGGAGUCAGGGAACCGAUGUCACAGCCCUAUGCAAGACACACUAGGUGCUUGUGUUCUGUUGUUGCCAUUCUGCUCCGUAACAUGGGCCUGAGCUAUCUUUGCUGCCUCUUCAGGCAACAUAUUUGGUCAGUCAGGUCUCUUCUGUCUGUUAAUCUCUACUGAUUUCUCUUGCUUGAGACAUAGUUGCAGAGGUAACAUACAAGCAGUAUGAGAGAGUGGAAUGGCUCCCUUCAUUAAAGGACCAAGAUCUGUGGCAAGUUUCUCCCUUGCAGAGGUACCUAGCAUACAUGUAGGCAGGCCAAGUCUUCAGCCUGGCCAUCCAUAUAUCUUUUGACAAGAUGCCUCUUAGGGCCCAACAAGAUGGUUAGGCAGAUAAAGGUACCUGUGGACAACCUGAAUUUGAUCCUUUGAAUCCACAUAUGUACUAUGGUACAUGUGCACACACAAAGAAGUGUACAUUUUUUUUCUUCAAUAAAUGGCUCUUAGGACAGUUUUCUCUAACAAGGUAGGAAAUGUUUGUCUUGGUAUACAGAAGACUAUUUGGCUCCAUAAAGCCCAGUGAUACUGUGUGAAACAAAAGAUUUCCAGAUGAAGCUUCAAGGCCCAAGAAAACAAGUUACCUGAAGUCCUGGGCAAGAGCAGGAUGUAAAGUCUGGAACUGGUCAAUGACUGUUUAUAGCUGGUGAUAUUGUUACUUUCUUGGGUUUGUGACACCAAGAGCCCCUUUGUCAAAAUGAAUUCCAAGUUCUCUUCCCUUUUGGUGGUGGUUUCUUCAUUGCUGUGACAAAAUGCCUAAGAAAAUCAACUUAAAGGUUUAUUUUGGCUCAUG